AUGAGUGGCGGAUUCUCUCAGAACUGGACCGGAAAGUUGACAGGAAUCCCGAACGCGCGGGCAUUCCGCUCUGCAGCCUCUCCACGCAAAUUCGGACCUCCCAAAUCAGACUGGGACUCUGCCCUUAGAAGUAUCUGUCGCAGAAUACAAAACAAGCUGGCUCGUAAUGAGAUCGGUCGGGCUUCGAUGGAGGCAACUCGGCACCGCUUGAAGCGCGCGCUUCAGGAGUAUACAGCUCCCGGUCCGGACCGCGAACACGCUGCGAGUGAACAAGACAGCCUGUUCGUAACCAAUUCUGAUGCGGCCAUCCGAGGCACAAUACAGAGGGCCGGCGGUCCAGCAUCGGGCGGGAUUGCGAAUGCCCAGGUACAUAACCAGGGUGGCCCUCUUUGGGCUCCGCGGUCCAGUACUCUAGACCAGCACAUACUGCGAUCCCCAGGCGACCGCCAGUCUUUCGAGGCUCGCGUAUCACAAGUAUCAGCCCCAGAGGGCCUUGGCCAAGAGGAAAUUUCCCAAGCUGCUCAGACUCGAGCACCGACUCACGACAACGAGAGACUCAUACUUCCCGAUGACAGCGAAGCAGUCAAAGCUGUCAAGCUUCGAAUUGCGAGCCACCACUGCUUCGAGGCCAAGCAGUAUAUAGGAUACUUGAUCCGCGACUCUAAACUCCAAACGAUCCCUCUGGUACCAAAGUCCCAAAUCAACUUCCUGACAUAUACUCGGAACCAGCGCAUGGACAUGCAACAGCUGCAGUUUGAAGCAGCAUUGGCCUACCGAAAAGCUCUACAGGCUGACUGUCCCUUCUUGAAGAAACCCCGCAGCGCUGGGGAUACGGAUCGAAGCCGAUACAUCUUCGAGCAAAGCCCGGCUGUUUAUGGCUUCUUCGACACGCUCACUCGCGAUAACGUGGACCAAAAGAGAGUGGAGGUCCGACGGCUGCGAAACGUUGUUUUCGACGAUGCCAUCAACGCGAGUCUGAAUUAA
This is a messenger RNA of Anthostomella pinea, 984 nucleotides long. The record is from the annotation of a GenBank genome assembly. NCBI's taxonomy places the organism in Eukaryota, Fungi, Ascomycota, Sordariomycetes, Xylariales, Xylariaceae.